GUCCAGGCGGUGAAUCAGUGUAGAACGACGCGUAAUUGUUCUCUCUUUAGCUGCUCCAAAGCGAUUGUCGUUCUACUAAACCCAUUAAAAUGGCUGAUAACGAAGACCUUUUAGAUUACGAGGAGGAGGACCAGACCGAGCAGGUUGUGGCAGAAACUACGGAACAGCCGAAGAAGGAUGUGAAGGGUACCUACGUAUCGAUUCACAGCUCCGGUUUCCGUGAUUUCCUGCUGAAGCCCGAAAUUUUGCGCGCCAUUGUUGACUGUGGUUUUGAGCAUCCUUCAGAAGUACAACACGAAUGUAUUCCGCAGGCCGUGCUUGGCAUGGACAUUCUGUGCCAGGCCAAGUCCGGUAUGGGAAAGACGGCAGUGUUUGUGCUGGCGACCCUGCAGCAGCUAGAGCCGACCGAGAACGUCCCGUACGUGUUGGUGAUGUGUCACACGCGCGAGCUCGCCUUCCAGAUCAGCAAGGAGUACGAGCGGUUCUGCAAGUACAUGCCAACGAUCAAGGUGGCCGUGUUCUUCGGUGGGCUGCCGAUCCAGAAGGAUGAGGAGGUGCUAAAAUCAACUACUCCCCACAUCAUCGUUGGAACACCCGGACGUGUGCUGGCGUUGAUCCGCAACAAGAAGCUAAACCUGAAGAACUUGAAGCAUUUCAUUCUGGACGAGUGCGACAAAAUGCUCGAGCAGUUGGAUAUGCGUCGCGAUGUCCAGGAGAUUUUCCGUAACACACCCCACGGAAAGCAAGUGAUGAUGUUCUCCGCCACACUGAGCAAAGAAAUUCGCCCCGUGUGCAAAAAGUUUAUGCAAGAUCCAAUGGAAGUGUACGUUGACGACGAAACCAAACUUACGCUACACGGUCUUCAGCAGCAUUACGUGAAACUGAAGGAAAACGAAAAGAACAAGAAGCUGUUCGAGUUGCUUGAUGUGCUCGAGUUCAACCAGGUUGUCAUUUUCGUGAAGUCUGUCCAACGCUGUAUGGCCCUUGCGCAGCUUCUAACCGAGCAAAAUUUCCCGGCCAUCGGUAUCCACCGUGGCAUGGUCCAGGAGGAGCGCCUCUCGCGGUACCAGCAGUUCAAGGAUUUCCAGAAACGUAUCCUCGUCGCCACCAACCUGUUCGGACGAGGCAUGGACAUUGAGCGUGUGAACAUCGUGUUCAACUACGAUAUGCCCGAAGAUUCUGAUACCUAUCUGCACCGUGUGGCUCGUGCCGGUCGUUUCGGUACCAAGGGUCUGGCCAUCACUUUCAUCUCGGACGAGGCGGAUGCCAAGAUUCUGAAUGACGUGCAGGACCGGUUCGAUGUGAACAUCAACGAGCUACCUGACGAAAUCGAUCUCUCCUCUUACAUCGAAGGACGAUAAGAAGGGUAAUAUCUUCAUACUGUGUGAAAGUCCACAUCAUUUUUUGUAAGCAAUUAAUCGGUGCGAUGCAGUAAGUGUUUUUCAAAUAGAAGUUUAGAUUUUCUUUUGAGAGUACUUCUCCAUUCCAUAAAGUCUUGGAAAUGUAUCAACCUCUCCCUUCUUCCUGUGUAUGUUCAAAGCCUAAUUCAAUGGAAUAUUGUUUCUACUACUGUUGCAUUUAGUACGGUGGCCACAAGCAACAUGAAUAAUCUGCUGCGUCUUUUGCUCUUUUCUUUUAAAAACAGUGUAUUCAAUAAGUUGUAGUGUAUUGGGAGUUGCUUAUAAUUGCGAUUAUAAAAACAGCGCAAUUAAACCUUUAUCACGUACGUGUAGCUUCACAAGAGAGUUUGAAUAUGAUUUGCUCGUCCGUAAAUGCGGAAAAGGUAGAAGAACUUCUCUCCGAUCGCACGCACCUGUUGCGUGCUCAAUCGUAAGUUAGGUGAAAAAGGAGACACAGCCACCAAAAUUCUAUUGAUGUUCAAUAGCAAUUGAGUAAGGAAGAUAACAAAUAUUUUAGUAAGAAAUAACUAUGUAAUUUUGAAUAAACAAACACAAGUAAAUAAAACUUAUAAUGUAUUAAGAGCCCGCCAAUAA
Molecule: messenger RNA, 1994 nt
Organism: Anopheles coustani
Lineage: Eukaryota; Metazoa; Arthropoda; Insecta; Diptera; Culicidae
Gene: Hel25E
Product: ATP-dependent RNA helicase WM6
Exons: 7
Coding region: 90-1361 (423 amino acids)
Biological process (GO): mRNA export from nucleus; mRNA splicing, via spliceosome
Molecular function (GO): RNA binding; ATP binding; RNA helicase activity
Source: RefSeq, a predicted model, not a curated record